This is a messenger RNA of Moneuplotes crassus, 535 nucleotides long. The record is from the annotation of a GenBank genome assembly. NCBI's taxonomy places the organism in Eukaryota, Ciliophora, Spirotrichea, Euplotida, Euplotidae.
AAAUGAUUGAUGUUAGAAGCUUCCUGGAAAAGAGAAAUGAUUAUGUAGCUGCUGUGAGGCAAGAACUACCCACGAUUCAUAGGAGAGUAUUGUCAGCUAGCCCGAAGAGAAGAGAACCAUUUACGCAUAGGGUUAGGAAGAUGUGUAAAUAUGAUAAAUGCAAAAAUUCAAAACUCUCAAUGGUAAAACACCUCAAGUUCGUUGUCUGCAGCGAUGAACUUCCAAGAGAACCUAUGACCAAAGUGCAGAAGAAAGAGUUUCGAAGAGGAAUGAAGGACUACCUUAAUAUCUCAUGCAAAGUUUAUACCAGGCUUAACUGAUUCAGCCCAGGAAAAUUUAACUCAAAGAGGCUGCUCGAAGGAAAAUUUGCGCAGUUUUCAAAGAAGUUUCCUCUAUCAGCUGCUCUGGCUCCUCAAGCAAAGCUUAGUCUCAGAAGAAAGUCAAGGUUUGCCUAAUUCUUUGAGUUCCAAAUCCUAUCAACUUCGAAAAGGAAGAGAGGAUAUUGGAAGAGGUCACUUAAAUUUUCGUAAAAAUU